Symbiodinium natans is the source of this 1347-nucleotide messenger RNA. The record is from the annotation of a GenBank genome assembly. Lineage: Eukaryota; Dinophyceae; Suessiales; Symbiodiniaceae.
AUGUCUGCGGAUCCGUACGCCGUGCUUGGCACUUCCCCAGGCUUCACUUUCCUGCAGCUGAGUGAGGCAUAUCGGCGGGCUGCAGAAGCUGCCGAGCAAGCACCUCCGAGUGCAGCCGCCGUGGCCCUGCGCCGAAGCGCGGUGGCUUUUGAGGCAUUGAGCUGGGAACUGCUCCGAAGAGGAGGCCCCUGCACGAGUGGAGAGCCGCGUCGAGCAGCCCUUCCGUGCCCGGACAGAUGUCUGCCAAUGCAUCUGCUUCCAUCAUGCCAACAGCCGUGCGUUCAGCCGAGCUCUCUUUCAAGAAGGCGCUGGACUCGGAAAUCCUUGCGCCUCCACUCCGCCCUCAAGCGCCUCCGCGCCGCUCUGCAGCGGCUUCCGCCUCAGCCGCGCGAAGAGGGCAUCCGGGCACUGAGCCCGGAGGUGCGUUUGCAGCUGCUCAAGUUCAUGGAGGCCUCGGCGAUGCCUUCCGCAUCUACUGCGGAAUGUGAGCCGAAGCGGCCGAAGAGGCCGAGCCGCAGACCGGCGGAGCCCAAGGCCUCGAGGGCCUCUCAGGCCACGAAGGCCUGUGGUUUGCAGCGAAGUCGACAAGGGCUCUUUCGGGCCAAGAUCAGCUUCGAGCACAUUCGGCUAUACAGUUCCUACACGUUUCGACAGAUGGCAGUGGAAUACCACAUAUUGCUGGUCAGAUUGAGGCAGCUGGUGAUGAUGAAUACGCAGCCUGGAGCCACUGAGAGUGUCUCUGAGCUUUGUGAGGCGUUCUCAGCUGCUUUUGCGGAGUUAGAGCGUGAGCCCGUGGUGAACAUGAGGCCGCGCAGCUGCCUUGGAUCUCAAAGCGAAUGCCACGACUUGAACCACUUCUUGCAGCAGUAUGGAAUUCGAAGCUAUCUCAGCAUUCACGCGGCGAGAUGGUUGGGAUCAACGCACGUGUCAUCGCCAGUACUGCCCCUGGUGGAUGUGUUGAAGCUGCGGCACCAGCUGCUGCUAGCACGAAGCCAGGGAUGGGAGCCAUUUCGUGAUGCUUGGCUCGGCAUGAUGCGGAAGACUGAAAGCCCUGGGCGCGAUCGCGCCACGGCCUUUGAACAGGAAGCAACGAAGCCUUGCCGUUGGGGCUGCAAGAAGCGCCGACGAGCCACAGAAGCUCUGAACAAAGCCAUGGCCCGACAGAAGUCUCAACCUGGAUUGCGGCCCAGGGUUUCCGGGACUCCCGGGACUUCGGGGGCUUCGGGUCCAGCCAAGGACAUGGCUGUUGAAAGGCUGAAAGUUGCCUCAUGCGCAACGGAACGGGCCUUGGCAGCUUGCAAUGGAACGCGGCGCCGGGGCAUCCGCAGCACCCGCAGACCAGGGUGA